AUGAAACUUAAACUUGACAACGUCCAUCUUGUCUCGAACGAGUCAAAAUACAUGAUUCACAAUCUUGAAUCGCAACCGUACUACUUGUUAUUCGCUAGAGGAAAUGCCGAUCCAUUUACACUGGAAAAGGAUAUUCACUCUGUUAACGACAAUCCGCAGUUUCCAUGGAUGACUCAGGAAAUGGCAACACUGGAAAAGGAUAUUCACUCUGUCAAUGACAAUCCGCAGUUUCCAUGGAUGACUCAGGAAAUGGCAAGUCCUAGACGACACUAUUAG
Strongylus vulgaris is the source of this 276-nucleotide messenger RNA. The record is from the annotation of a GenBank genome assembly. Lineage: Eukaryota; Metazoa; Nematoda; Chromadorea; Rhabditida; Strongylidae.